AUGAGCUAUUUGACUAAGAAGAAUAAAAUUAUGAUUGCAUAUUACUUGUACCGACAAAGCAAAAAGAAAGAAAAAAAGAAUUGUAGAAAAUUUUGGAUUCAUCCUAUUUUAGCACGGCGAGAAGAGUUUGGUGAAUUUCAUACGCUAUACAACCAAUUGCGAGAAGAUGAAAAAGAAUUCGCAGAUUAUUUCCGAAUGGAUGUUAAAACAUUUGAUAAACUACUCAACUUCAUACAUGAUAAAUUGAAGCACCAGAACACUAACAUGCGGGACAGUAUUACCCCCACAGAAAGAUUAGCAGUGACAUUGCGGUACUUGGCAACAGGUCACACGUUUGCCGAUUUAAGAUACGCAUUUAGAAUUGGAAAAACAACAUUAUCGUUUAUCAUUAAAGAAGUGUGUAACUGUAUAUGGUCAGAACUAGUAAACAUAUAUAUGAAAAUACCAUCAGAAAAUGAAUGGCUGAAUAUUGCUGAAGACUUUGCUGUUAUUGCAAAUUUUCCCCACUGCCUAGGUGCUGUGGAUGGGAAGCAUAUCAGAAUAAUUAAACCUACAAAAUCUGGAUCAAUGUUCUUAAAUUACAAACACUUUUUUUCUAUUGUAUUAAUGGCAGUCGUUGACACCAAUUAUAAUUUUAUAUUUGUAGAUAUUGGUGCAUAUGGCAAGGACUGCGAUUCAAGUGUUUUUAAAGAAACUGUCUUUUGGAAGAGACUGCUGAACAAUACACUUAACUUACCACAGCCUGCUCUGAUUCCAGAGACUAAUUUUCAAUUACCGUACGUAUUUGUCGCGGAUGAAGCAUUCGCGUUGCACAAAAAUGUACUGAGACCAUUUAGUGGUCGAGAACUCAAUGAAACAAUGUCAAUAUUUAAUUAUCGUCUUACUAGAGCAAGACGUUAUGUGGAAUGCGCUUUCGGCAUAAUGGCCAAUAAAUGGAGGAUCCUCCAUCGGCCUUCAAAUGUAUCUUUGGAGCUCACAGUCGACAUUGUAAAAACCUGUUGUUUAUUACAAAACUUCAUACAUAAAGAACAGGGCAUAGGUAAUUUAAUUGUCGAUUCAGGCUUUGAACUACAGACACUGUCACGAUCAGAAUAUGCAGAUCCUUUAAUAGCAGACAAUGUUCGUCAAAAUUUUGCUGAAUAUUUUGUUUCUCCUCAGGGCAGUGUACCAUGGCAAAACAAAUAUAUAUAG
This is a messenger RNA of Amyelois transitella, 1191 nucleotides long. RefSeq lists its product as uncharacterized. The transcript is spliced from 2 exons. The record is from RefSeq and is a predicted model, not a curated record. NCBI's taxonomy places the organism in Eukaryota, Metazoa, Arthropoda, Insecta, Lepidoptera, Pyralidae. The coding region runs from base 1 to 1191 and encodes 396 amino acids.